GAGUCGAGCGAGCGUUCGUUCGACCGGCAGUGAGAGCCGACAUGCCGUUCCCGCCGCAGGCACUCGUUGUCGUUGUUCGUCCGGUACCGGUUUGAGAGCGUCGAGACAAAGUUCCUUCGAGUUCCUUCUUCCCCUUUCAGCGCCUUUCCUCGCGCAUUUGUGCCUUCUUUCGCGUACAAGUGCCGUACCGCGUGAACGCGUUCGCUUAUUCGACAAUUGAAUUUAACAAAAGAGAAGACGUUGCAUUGAAACUUGGGAUAAUAUAUAGGAUCACGAGGAGAUAAAGAAAUAAGGAACAAAAAGAGAGGGCUAAGUUCUUGGAAUCAAGGGAAAAGAAAUUGAAGAGAAGAACCAUACCUUUUCUCCUCCUUUUGCUGAAACAUCAAAAAAUUAUAAGACUUUUCUUCUCUCAGUCUCUCCCCUUCUCUCUCCACCCCGUUCUUUCUCUCCUCCCACUCCAACUCCUCCCGUAGCAUCCGCCUCUCUCCUUCUCUCUUUUUCUCUUUCCUCCUGCUCCCUCCUUUCUCUUUAAGCGUUCUUCGUCGAAGGCGCGAGGUAGACGGCACCGUGCGCUACGUAGACCGCGCACAGGGGAUUUCUAAAUUCCUUGGGCGCGGGAGAGUUUUAGCGAGGUUGUAAAUAUGGCGUGUGAACGGUGGUGCUCAGAACGUGGCGACUACGAGGCGACCGGUUCUUCUUCUCCCUCACAAUGGCCUUACGUAUUGCUGUUCCUUGUCGUUCUACUCUGCUGUGGAUCGUCGUCUCUGGCGAUUGGCCAGUUUGAUCACGAAUACUAUAGCUAUUCUGGAAUCAUGUCAAACGCGAGAUCAUCAGUCGACUACAGUUUACCAUAUUUAUCCUUUGCUCCUGAAGAAGAGCUGCUUGUCAGAGAACGCCGAAUGACUAAUGAUAAAGACACGAUAAACUCUGAUAGGGAGCCCCAGGCUGAACAAGUUGGAGACAAGAUACAUCAACAACAACAGCAGCAACAGCAACAGCAACAACAAUCAAUACAACAACAGCAGCAAGGAUUGGAGCAAACUUCUAUAAAUCAUCAGAUAAUUCAACAACCAUCGACGUUUCAGCAAAACCUAAAGCACCAACAGGAACAACAGCAGCAGCAGCAGCAGCAGCAGCAGCAACAACAACAAAAGCCUGUAAAUGCUACAUCCAACUCACAAUCAGAUGAUGUUUCUUAUUCGACGAUUAGUGGAGCAUCAGAAAAUCACGAUGCAGCUUCCAGCACUAAACCAAGCGUUGAGGUUUCUACGCAAAAGUCUGAAGUAACGUCGAAGGACUCCGUCCUUGUGUCUCAGCCGAUGAAUCCGAUAACUGGAAGUGUUUCACAGCAACCCACAAUGUCAGGUGAUACUGCCGAGGAACAGGAACUAAAUGAAAGUGCUUCCGGAGGUUACGUUACUGAAACAGUCAACAACCAAAGUAAAAAGAGCGAGGUUUCAGAACCUACCACUGAGAAGGACAAUGGCAAUGAAAAGGAGCAAUCUGAUACUGACAUAGGCGGGAUAUCCAUCACGAAGUUCUCCGACAUGAAUGCGUUCAAUAAAUCGCUCGCGCAGAACAACAUAACAAAGACCGAAAUGGAUGCGCAUCAAUAUUAUAACAGCACGUUCAUCGUCAAUGAGUCAGUUGCAAAGGGUUAUUGGGUUGACAUGGACAAUCAUCCUGAUCUUCGUGUUAAUCAUUUGCUCAGCAAAAGUCACCGACGUGCAACAACCGUCAAAUUGAAAUUCGACUUUCCAUUUUACGGUCACAAGGUCCGUAACAUUACCAUCGCAACGGGUGGAUUUUUAUAUACGGGAGAGUACGUACAUAGUUGGCUAGCCGCCACUCAAUACAUUGCACCACUUAUGGCCAAUUUCGACACGAGACUUUCCAACGAGAGUUUUGUUAAGUAUGCCGAUAAUGGUACGUCAUUUACGGUCGAAUGGGAAAAAGUUCAUCUACAGGAGAAGCACGCCGACAGUUCAUUCACUUUCCAGGUAACUCUGCAUCAGAACGGUGACAUCGUCUUCGUGUAUUCCGUUAUUCCUUUCAUAAUAGAACAAAUAGAAGACACUACACAUCCUGUCAAAGUUGGGCUCAGUGAUGCCUACAUCAUGGACAGGACGGUGUUCUUUGUUCGUCGAAAAACUAUCUACGAGUAUCAUCGCGUCAAUUUCAACAGACAAGACAUCAAAAAUUGGACUGUCAUUUAUUUGCGUGCAUUACCUACUUGCUUGGAAAUGGAUAAUUGCACGGAUUGCUUAACAAAGUUAACAGAGUUUGAUUGCAAAUGGUGUUCCGAAUUGAAUCAGUGUAGUACUGGUACAUUUAGAUCACGACAGGAUUGGCUGUUGAAAGGUUGUGACAUCAGACAUAUUAAGGAGGUGGACAUAUGUCCGCCAUCUACGACAAUUUACAAGGAACAGGAAGAAGGACACGAUCACAAUGGACACGUUCAUACGGAAGAAGAUGCACUCUUGAGUAAAUCCGUAGUGAAGAAGAAAAGUCCUGGAAGCAGUCCUCUGGAACAUCCUCGAGAGAAUAUGAAUAUGAGCGUGUCAGGUAUAAUCGGGAUCCUCCUUGUCGUCACUUUAAUUGCCGGUUUAGGAGGAUGGGUUGCAUACGCGUAUCGUAAUCCUCAUAGUGCAUCUGGACAGAUGUUAAUCAGGUAUCGUCCAAGUCAGUGGAGCUGGCGAAGAGGCGAAGCACGUUACACUGCUGCAACGAUCCAUAUGUGAUCGCACGUGGGCGAGAUAUGAGAAAGUCAACAAGAGUCGAGGAAUACAGAAACUUCCUACUACAGUAAACACGAGCCACGGCGAAAGUCCAUACAUAAGCUAAACGUUUACGUAACAAGCUAGACGUUUGCUCAGACGAUGACAAACGUGUCCUUUUUGCGAAAUUUACAAUAAGUUACAUACAUUUUAUUCAUCGGCUAGUACAUUCAAAUAGGUUUUAUCAUAUCACUCGUAAACGAACGAUGUAGUCUUGAGGAAGAACAACGCUGAAGGUCUUAUCGUUCCUACAAGAGACAUCAAUGAAUGAAAACUAUGAAUUACUUAUAAAGGAACCAAGGUAAAUGAAUUCACGAAGGUUGAGUGAGACGCUCGCAUUUGUUGGACUAACGAACGACGAUCCGGAGGACGAUACGCAUUUUGUUUAUUACAUUGGCAAGUUCUAAACAAUGCCUUUCGAGAUAUCUUCUCUACGGUCAAAAUGAACUACAAUGUAAGCUGAAUAUAUAUAUAUAUAUAUAUAUAUAUAUAUAUAUAUAUAUAUAUAUAUAUAUUAUAAUAGUCAAACGUCUUGCGAAUUACAUCGUCGCGUACAUUAUAAAAUCUAUGCGUUUUUAUUAUCGCGUAGGAUCUUUAACGAAAGCGUUUGAUAUAUACUUGUUAAUCGUUACGGUCAAAUGUAAGAAUCGAAGGGGACGGGUAACUUAGCCUGAGUGUCCAGCGUUUAUGUGAUUUUAGCAGCAUGUGGUAUAUCUUGUUAUUGUUUAAGAAUUCGUUUUCUUUUUUUUUUUUUUUUUUUCUUCUUUUUAUCGUUAGAUCAAUUACAAUAAUAUUGUUUUUAAGUAUGUAAUUUUCUUAGUCGAAGAAAAGUCAAAUCGAAGAUCACUCUCAAACGAUCAGUUUUUUCAUGUAGUAGUAAUGUUGAAACUACAGUCUUAUUGAUUGAGAGCCAAUGCAAAGAAGUAAAUCAUCCUAAUCGUUUACUUUCGAAUCCGUAUUUUCUGCAUGGCAUUCACCUUGGUACAUUCCAAAAUCAUUGAAGAAUACGAUAAAGACAAGAUGCAACAGCUUAUUCUUUGAUCGUAGUUUCUUCAUUUCUCUAGAAUAUACAUACUUGAUAUACGCACAUAGAGUAUAUGCGUAUGUAUAGAUAAGAGUAUAUUUUCGAAGAAGUUUUAUAUAAAUGAGAGCACCUUCACUUUUAAAUGAUCAUGAAAAUAGGAAAAUAACAAAAAAAGAAAUAAAAAAGAAAGAAAAAGAAGAUAAUAAAAAAUAAAAAAAAAAAA
Messenger RNA from Vespa mandarinia (Asian giant hornet), 4024 nucleotides. RefSeq names its product plexin domain containing lethal (1) G0289. The record is from RefSeq and is a predicted model, not a curated record. Lineage: Eukaryota; Metazoa; Arthropoda; Insecta; Hymenoptera; Vespidae.